This is a messenger RNA of Aureobasidium melanogenum CBS 110374, 1332 nucleotides long. RefSeq lists its product as uncharacterized. Bases 1 to 1332 code for a protein of 443 amino acids. The record is from RefSeq and is a predicted model, not a curated record. NCBI's taxonomy places the organism in Eukaryota, Fungi, Ascomycota, Dothideomycetes, Dothideales, Saccotheciaceae. The transcript has a single exon.
AUGGCCAACUUCACUGCAUUCAUCACUCUUCUCGUCGGCAUCACCACCUUCUUCACCGACAACCUUCCUGGCGCCCGCUCCUUCACUUCUUGGGGUCAGAAACUCCUCGCUGCUCCGACCCAGACUCACUUUGAGUCUGUCACAAUCAUCACUCCGGUCACUUUCACGACCACUUUCACUACCACGGCCAUUCCGACUUUCACUUCAUCAAUCGCACCUCCCGGCAACGAGCUCGCCAUUGUCCACACCACUCUGCCUUCCGGAGAUAUCUGUUUCUUCGCAGCUCUCAAGGAGAUCAUCUGCGCCUUGUACGCGCUCCUUCACCUGCCAUCUGAUGCCGCCACUCUCAUCUCCGCCAUCUUCUUCGCAAGUCUUCUUCUGGCUCUCGUCGUCUGCUUCUUCGUCUCCUCUCCGCCCGCCAUGAAGCCAGAAGACCUCAUCCAUCUCGAGGCACAAGUCAACGAAAAGGACGAGCUCAUCCAAAAGCUUCGUACCUCCUAUGCCGCGGACCGCGCAGGCCUCCUCCGCAGGCUGCAGGUCCAGAGAGAUGAGGCAGACAAGCGCCUGUCCGCCGCCUCCACCCAGCACUACUCCGCCCUGGCCAAGAAGGAUCAGGAGAUCAGCACGCUUCGUCACGAUCUUGCCUUCGCCGACCUUCGUGAGGAGGGGGCCCGCUUGAAGGCCUCUGACGAGGUGAUCACGCUUCGCAAGGAACUUGGUCAACUCCGACGCGAGCGUGAUUGCCUUGAAAGAAGGCUGGAUGCUCAAGAAGAGCUUGUUGCUGGUGCCGAGGAGGCACAGGAGAAGGUCAAGGAAGCUGAAGAGCGCGCCACCGCCGCUGCUCAAGAAGCCCUUGAGGCCAACCAGAAGGUCGAGGCCGCCAAGAAGGCCCACAAGGAGUAUCUCGUUGGUGAGAGAGCUCGUGGCCAGGCCGCCGUCGACAAGGUCAAGGCCGAGGUCAAGGAGGUUUUGGCCCUGAAAAGGGUCGAAGAGUACAAGGUCCAGGCCCGGGAUCAGGACCUCAAAGCCCUGAAGUUGGAGAUGGAGAAGCUGAAGGCAGAAGUGGCAGUGGGGGCUGCUGCUUCUGUUCCGACGCCACCCAUCUUCACAUCCGGUUCCUCGGCCGCCACAGCACAGGCGAUGCGUGACAAGCUAGCUAACGUCCCUGUUGCUGUGGGUGCUUCUUUUGCUCCUGGCGUUGCUGGCCCCUCUGUUCCUGCUCCCGGGCCCUCCGCGCCUGCAGGAAAGGUCAGUUUGGGGCCGCGUCCUCCUCCUAAGGGCCCUUUUGCUCCAAAGCAGUGGGGUGUCAACAGCAAGCGUCGUGGAGCAUAG